Molecule: messenger RNA, 2380 nt
Organism: Amyelois transitella
Lineage: Eukaryota; Metazoa; Arthropoda; Insecta; Lepidoptera; Pyralidae
Product: nose resistant to fluoxetine protein 6
Exons: 13
Coding region: 69-2198 (709 amino acids)
Molecular function (GO): acyltransferase activity, transferring groups other than amino-acyl groups
Source: RefSeq, a predicted model, not a curated record
CUAAAUUUCAUAUAAAUUACAGCAUUAAUUCAUUGCAAUCGUGCUUUGUUACACUAAAUUAAAACACAAUGAUUAAAAAUAUAGUGUUAAUUGUAUCUUGUAUAAUUUCUGUAGUAAUCAAUACUGCGAAUGCGCGUAUUGAUUUUAGGAAGCCGAAUACAGUUUUUGAUCAAGAUCUGUACGAAAACGUUUUAGAUCCAGAACUCUGUGAUCAACAUAUUAAAUAUUUAAGAUCUGAUUUACUGCUCAAUCUCAGAUUUUCAGAUGCUGGAAUAAGAUUACCCAGAGGCAUUUUGGUGGGUAAUUCGGUUGAUCUCGGUAAUUAUCACCAAUGUCUUGCCAUAGACGAAACAAGAAAUGAUUUGGAAAUAAAAGGAAAGUAUUGUAUGAUAAGAGUACCUUUAAAUCAAAAUUUUGAAGUCCCCGGAAUCAUUGGAUCGACACAACUAAAUUAUGAAGAUGAUCUGAUAUCAAGAGAAAUGGAAAAAAUAAAGGGUGCAUUUAAUACCACUUGGCAAAUUAUCAACUCUUUGAAUGGAGAAUCUGAUGAAACACCGGCUACCUCAAGCCGAACAUUUCGUCUAGCUGUUUGUAUUCCCAGACCGUGUUCAGUAGAACAGGCCAUGACAUCUGCUUUGUUCAACCUCACGUCAAUAGGGUUCCAGUUUGAGGAAGAAUUCUGCCGCCUUCCUAAUGACAAACCCUGGAGUCCUGCAGAUUACGUUGCUGUGGUGUUAUUAUCUUUUAUAGGUCUUCUCACCCUUUUGAGCACAUGUUACGAUCUGAAUCACACUUUUAUUCAGAAGCAAGAUCCAAAAAAUGCAAAUACACUUUAUAGAUCAUUCUCAAUUUACACAAAUGGUCAAAGACUCACAACGUUCUCGCCAAACCCGAAUAGCUUACAAUGUUUAGAUGGAAUCCGAACCCUGGCCAUGCUUUGGGUAAUCGUCGGGCACACGUUCAUCACUGAAAAUUUUGUCAUCAACAUGUUGGAUGGCCUUCAGUGGUUGACGUCAGCCAACGCCCUCUGGAUCACGGUAGCGCCAUAUACCGUGGAUACAUUCUUCAUGAUCACUGGACUUCUCCUUGUUUAUACUACUGUUGGAAAACUCACAGGAGGUAAACUGCUAAAGAACCUGCAUUUGUUUUACCUGAACCGUCUGCUCCGACUUUUUCCUCUUCUGGGGCUAACCGUUCUCCUGCAGGCGUCUUUAUUGAACAUAAUCUUUGAUGGGCCGUACUGGACCAAUGUGGCCAACCACGUAAGACGGUGCAGAGACCAUUGGUGGGCCACGUUGUUACAUGUACAGAAUUACGCUGCGCCAACGACCAUGUGUAUAUCUCACUCCUGGUACGUGGCUAUAGACGUCCACCUCCACAUCGUGUCUCCACUGGUCCUGUUCUGGGUUCUCAGCAAAAGCAGGAAGACAGCGUGGAUAGCUCUCGUUGCUUCUUUAGCUAUUAUUUAUGGAACGACAACAUAUUAUAAUGCGUAUAAAGAAUUUCCAGGGUAUAACGUUGCUACAAGCUACCCUUCACACAAGUUACAAGACUACAUGGCCAACUUCUAUUUCAAUUCUUUCACACGAGCCGCUCCGUUUUUCGUCGGUAUGAUAUUCGGAAACAUACUUUCAAUAUGGAAAGAGCAAAAACCAAAACUACAUAUUGCUUUAGUCUUGCUUCUCUGGGCUUGCACAUUCACCCUGUUUGGUCUCAUCACGUACUCGGUAUACCAAAUCAAGCAGUCGACAUGGGAUAAUUUGGUUUUGGAUGUCAUCAAGAACUCUUACGGCAGAUCUGCGUGGGCUGUAGCAUUGGGAUGGAUCAUUCUAGCAUGUGUGCAUGGUUAUGCAGGUCCAAUCAAUUGGUUUUUGAGUUUAGACGUGUGGAAGCUGCCGGCUCGUCUGUCUUACGCGAUGUUUCUACUUCACUACCCAUUCCAGUUCACCAUCAAUUCUACUCUAGUAGCACCCGUGUUUUUCUCAGUUCCCGCUUAUGCCUUCAAAUCAUUAGCGUACAUAGCGUUCACAUUCAUUGUGUCGUUCGUUGCCUGCCUGCUGAUAGAUGCCCCGUUUUCUGUGCUAUUCAAGUUGAUGUUAGGUGAUGGCAUCAAGAAACAAAAACCGGUUAUUGAACAUCCUGAAAAAAAUGGUACAGCAAGGAUAGAUGAUAAAAUUAACACAAAAAAUGAUAGUUGAUAAUUUGAUACAUAGAUACGUAGGUAGAUCACGCCUCCUUUCCGGAGGGGUAGGCAGAGAGUAUAUCUAUCCACUUGGCACGAUCCCUGCAUACUUCUUCUGCUAUCAAAAUCGAUAAUUUAUAAAGUGUCUUGAUAAUUUGAUAUUGCUUUUGAAUUACAUUAACGUGAUAUAAUUAUCUA